Aspergillus novofumigatus IBT 16806 is the source of this 1644-nucleotide messenger RNA. RefSeq names its product DHHC family palmitoyltransferase. Gene Ontology annotation, biological process: protein targeting to membrane; peptidyl-L-cysteine S-palmitoylation. The record is from RefSeq and is a predicted model, not a curated record. The coding region runs from base 1 to 1644 and encodes 547 amino acids. Gene Ontology annotation, cellular component: Golgi apparatus; endoplasmic reticulum. Gene Ontology annotation, molecular function: protein-cysteine S-palmitoyltransferase activity. The transcript is spliced from 2 exons. Lineage: Eukaryota; Fungi; Ascomycota; Eurotiomycetes; Eurotiales; Aspergillaceae.
AUGGCGACCCUGGCGACAUCGCCGCCAACAUCUCCAACCUGGCCCAAACGCCGCCCGCGGGCGUGGGCCCUCCGAUGCGAACGAUACUGCUGCGCCGCGGCAACCUAUUUUCCUCUGGCAUUUGUGUACAGUUUGACGACGUGGGCGGUCUACGUCGAAGCGAGUAUUGGUUUGAAGCCGUCGCGAAGCCCGUGGAUCGGGUUGCCGACCUCGAUAUUAGGAGUCCUUCUCUACAUAUGCCUUAAUGCCUCGUACACGGUGGCGGUUUUUACGGAUCCCGGGUCGCCGCUGACGACUGGGGCUGGGAGACAUCAAUACAGUGCGCUGCCGGUCACCGAGUUGCCCGAGUAUACGGCGUUUACUGUGAGCUCGACCGGGGGAUCGCGGUAUUGCAAGAAAUGUCAGUGUCCGAAGCCGGACCGGGCGCACCACUGCUCGACGUGUAAGCGGUGCGUGCUGAAGAUGGACCAUCACUGUCCGUGGCUUGCGACUUGUGUGGGGUUGUACAAUUAUAAGGCGUUUCUGCUGUUUUUGGUCUAUACGUCGCUGUUCUGCUGGGUGGAUUUUGCGGUGUCAGCGAUGUGGAUCUGGACGGAGGUGUUCAACGAUGCUCCGUAUCUGGACACGAUGCUGCCGGUGAAUGUGGUGCUGCUGGCUAUUUUGGGCGGGAUUAUUGGACUGGUGCUGACGGGGUUCACGGCAUGGCAUAUCAGUCUUGCGGUCCGGGGCAUGACGACGAUCGAAUGUUUGGAGAAGACGCGGUAUGUGUCACCAUUGCGGAAAGCGCUGGAUCGUCACCGCUACGAGCACAUACUGGGGAAUCACAGGGACGGUAACGGGGACGGCCAGGCUGCGGACAGCUUUGGCCAUCGGUUGCAGGACUACGGGCAGCAGAUUCUCGACGCGCAUGCUAAUGCGAUUCCCGGAGUUACUCGGGCCGAGGAAGGGGAGGAACGGCUCUCUCCGGCGUCAGCACAGCCCGCUGGACAUGGGGUGUCUGAUGAUCAACUCACGCCCGCGCAACAGGCUCUGACACAAUCGUAUGCGGAACUGGAAAGGCAGAGGGAGCAUGACAGGUACCAGGAUUACCUGAACGAAGAGGAUAACGGAAAGCUACCGCACGCGUUUGAUCUUGGGUGGCGCAAGAAUCUCUUGCAUUUGUUCGGCAACCGGCCCCUACUCUGGCUCGUCCCUGUGUGCACAACCACCGGCGAUGGUUGGCGCUGGGAGCCGAGCCGGAAAUUCCUUGAAGCGCAGGAAGGACUACGUCUAAAGCGAGAACAGGACAUGGCCAACCAACAGCAUUACUACCGUGACCUGUACUCACGUAACACGAACAACAGCCGAGCCUGGCUAGGGCCGGACGCUGCAGCCCCGACAUGGAAUCCGAAUCAGCCGAUAGACAGCUUCCGAAACCCGGAGCGGCCAGCUACGGGUGUGUCGAUGCAGACUUUGGCACCCAUGUCCCCGCGACCACGCCCGGGUGAUAGUGAUUUUGAAGAUGAUAUCAGCGAGACUGAUCCUUUGAACCAGCAAUCUGUCCCUACAAACGGGGCUGUAAACCGAUUGCAAAAGCCGAACGAGGCAAACAGCGCGACCACUAACCGACGAGAGGAGUCGAGCGAGUGGCGGGACUGGGAUUGA